Molecule: messenger RNA, 288 nt
Organism: Angiostrongylus costaricensis
Lineage: Eukaryota; Metazoa; Nematoda; Chromadorea; Rhabditida; Metastrongylidae
Source: the annotation of a GenBank genome assembly
AUGGUGACGGUCUGUACCUACAAUGCACGCCCACCUGUAUUCGAGUCCUGGAUAGAAGACUUGCUCAUGCAAACGAAAAAGGAUAAGGCCCGAUGUCAUCGGCCUGGCCAAGACGAGACGACGCCACCCAUUCAACGCCGCCGUGCAAAUUUCUCGGCUGCUCAUCGUGUAGCGCGACUUGAUGAGAAUUCCACCGUUUGUAAUACUCGUUGGAAGCUUACGCACCGAUCCACGGGUCUCAGAAUGUUGACCAGAAAGGGUUCGCGUUUGGAUCCUGGGAAUUCGUAA